UUGCAGACGUGUUCUUGUUAUCAACUCCUAAAUUUAGCACAUUGCUGGCGGACCUUUUCUAUUCUUAAUGUUUAUAAUAAUAUGUAACAAUGAAAUGCAGAUAUUUUGUAUAUAUUAUGAUUAAGAAAUUCUUUUAUGCUUGUUAUGGCAGAUAUAUCAUAAGCAUUUAUUAAAAAAAAUGAAUAAAUUUUAGGGUGUUUUAGUCAGUGAGAAGCAGUUAUAGACUUCGAGAAUUAAGCAAAAUAAUUUGCCUGGUAUCUGUGGUUACGUAACAGCUGUGUGUGAUGUUGAAAAGAUGGGUAUAAAGAAGGCCAAAUAUAGAUUAGUCACCACAGUGAAUGAGUCACAUAACAGAGAGUGUUAGUGUCUAGUGUGCGAGUGUUGCUCACUGGACCUUUUCCAAAAGCAUUCCUUUCCUCAGCUUGUGACGACACUGCUCUCUGAAUGUCAGGUGAAGCUCUGAGAUAUGUAGAAGAGAAAAGGGUUGUUGAAAGAUCUGUGCUUGAAGCACUUUCAGGUUGCUUAUGUCCUUCUUUUGUGUUUGAUGAGUAUGAACCUUGCUACAUUUUAAAUAUAUGCUUUCUUUUCUUUUGUUUGAUCGGAUGAGGAUUCUCUUGGAUGAAAGACAGGAGAAUCUACAAUUUUUGUGUUUCUUUUGGCAUUUGAUUAUUUCUCACCAUAUGUUUCUGCUUUUGAUGGGUACAGCUUUUGUACUUUUUGGGAGCAUUCGAUUAUUUCUCACUGUUCAUAUUCCAAAUUAGGAAACAAAUAAUUUAUGAUCUAUAAUAGAUUCACUGCUUACUAAUAUAUUCAUGGACUAGUUUGAUACCUUUUGCUGGAAGAACGUACUUCUUGUUCUGAGGUUUUAUCCCACUUUUUCUUAUCUUCUUCUUACUCUAGGACUCGUUUAUGUUUGAUGUUUUUAAAUUAUGGCCAUUGUUUCUCUUUGUCUAUUUUCUCAGCAGUGUUUACUCAUUUCUGUUGAGUGUUGUUUUAACUCCUUGCAGUGACUUCAAGCUAUGGAUAUUUCAGAGUACACAGGUAUAAUUUUAGGUAAACUUCAGAAAUUUGAGCCUGAGAACGCCUCAAAGAUCUUAGGGUAUCUCCUUGUCCAAGAACAUGGGGAAGAAGAAAUGGCGAAAUUGGCUUCACUCCCUGACCAUUUAAUCGGUGAAGUGGCGUUCCAGACCAGAACCAAGCUUCCAAGGUCAGCUGCUAGAUCAAUCAUUCCUCCAAUUUCACCUCCCAUGAACUGUCAACCAGGUUUUUCCCAGUUUUCAGUAAUCUCCCCUACUUCAGUAAUCACAGCUGACACCCCUACCACAGCGCCAAGCUUCCAGCUUCAAUCUCCCUUCUGGGAUCCUCAGUCUGUUAACAAUGCCAAUGCAGAAUAUAUGGCACAGGGUUAUUUGGAUUCCAUCUCUGAACUUCAAAAGCAAACUCCGUUCUUCACUCUGGAGAAUCAUAUGGAUGCUGUAAAUUCUCGUGCUGUUGGGACUUCAGGCACUCCAAGUAUUUCUAAUGAUUACUAUGGCUUAGAUGCUUUAUCAGUUGGUAAUUUGGGUGGAAAAGCUGGUAGAAGGUUCGACCAUCCAGUCAAGACCUGUCACUACUUUAACAAAGGAUUUUGUAAGCAUGGAAAUAGCUGUAGAUACUAUCAUGGACUGGGCCCCCCUGAUGCAUUCCCUCACAUGUAUGGAAAUGAUAGUUUUAAUGAUGAUCAGAUGAUUUCACCUGGGUCACUGGCACAACUAGAGUCUGAAAUUGUUGAACUCCUGAAACUGAAAAAGGGUGGUUCUAUAUCAAUUGCUUCCCUUCCAAUGGCAUACUUUGAGAAGUAUAAGAAGGUGCUGCAGGCUGAUGGCUACCUCACUGAGAGUCAGAGACAUGGAAAAUCUGGCUACAGUUUGACUAAGCUUCUUGCACGGUUGAAAAAUAGCAUCAGGCUAAUUGACAGGCCUCAUGGGCAGCAUUCGGUUGUUCUGGCUGAAGAUGCUCCGAAGUUCAAUGGAAAGGGAGAUUAUGGUAGAUACAUCAGUGCAUCACGACAGAUAUACCUGACAUUUCCAGCUGACAGCACUUUUAGCGAGGCUGAUGUUUCAAACUACUUUAGCACUUUUGGGAAAGUUGAAGAUGUAAGGAUUCCAAGCCAAGAAAGAAGGAUGUUUGGAUUUGUGACAUUUGAUGAUCCUGAAACUGUAAAAGCAAUUUUGGAUAAGGGAAAUCCCCAUUAUGUCUGCGAAUCAAGGGUUCUUGUGAAACCUUACAAAGAGAAGCCAAAACUUAUGCUGAGAAAGCAAUCAGACAGAAUUGAGCACCAGCACCAUGCUUAUUACUCAGCACACUACGUAGAUGUUGACACUGAACCUACGCCAAGUGAGAACAUGAUAUACUCUAGUUUGGAACCUAGAUUUCAUGUAUCAGUUCAAAGUGAUAUAUUUCCAAGAGGUUGCAGUAACCCUCGAUUACUCAGGAGCCUGAUCAUUGAACAGCAAGAGGAGGCUGCCUUUGAAUUUCAUAGAAGACGUUUUGCAGAGCUGCAGUUGGCCCAGAAAUCUUUUACCACUUCACCCCAUUUAGGCUUUAACACUGGCGUAGCAAAAGCUUCAAAUGAUCUUUUCAAUGUCCAUUCUGCAGAAUCUCAGAAUCAUGUUGUGAAUGACAAAUCCGGAUAUAUGGAUAACAAUUACACUGCUGAGGACAGCAAUCAAGGACUGAAUCUCCCAGACAGCCCAUUUUCAUUUCCAGUAGAUAGUGGAAUUUCAGCAGUAAUUUAGUUUCAGAAAGACAUAGAAGACUGCAUACAAGAUUACAAGAGAAAGAAGAGAAAUAUAGAGAGUUAGUUUGACACAUAAUUGGGCCCUUCCAUUGGUCUCUUUCCUCAACUGGCUCAUCACAGUUUAGUCAAAGUUGCAAGUACAUAAAAGCUGAGUUGGUGGAAUUAACAAUAACAACUUUUCAGAAGGUUAUAGUUUUCCUUUUAAAGAAUCACAGAAAGAUUACGAGGAUGUUUGGUUUCUACAACAGUAUGAGUAACCAAUUACGAGGAGAACAGUCAAAUAAUUUAAUUUGUGUCACAAGUAUUUGGUUUUUGGUUUUCUUUACCUGAUCUUGAUUCCAUGUUAUACAUUGAGUAAAUGCUCUCUGGAUUUAGUAAGGGAAAUAAAUUACAAGUAUUUGUUUCUUGAUCCCA
This is a messenger RNA of Vigna angularis (adzuki bean), 3193 nucleotides long. Its product is annotated as zinc finger CCCH domain-containing protein 18. Gene Ontology annotation, molecular function: metal ion binding; RNA binding. The record is from RefSeq and is a predicted model, not a curated record. Bases 1020 to 2777 code for a protein of 585 amino acids. Lineage: Eukaryota; Viridiplantae; Streptophyta; Magnoliopsida; Fabales; Fabaceae. The transcript has 7 exons.